Messenger RNA from Neltuma alba, 932 nucleotides. RefSeq lists its product as uncharacterized. The record is from RefSeq and is a predicted model, not a curated record. NCBI's taxonomy places the organism in Eukaryota, Viridiplantae, Streptophyta, Magnoliopsida, Fabales, Fabaceae. The transcript is spliced from 4 exons. Bases 120 to 785 code for a protein of 221 amino acids.
GCCAAGAUUCUCCCAGGGAAUGCGAAGAGGUUGGAGCCGCGAUUGCUUUUUGAGUGCAAGGAGAACGACGUCUCUUACUACUGAAAGCUGAGAGAUCUGCAAGACGAAACCACACUUCAAUGACUUCUGGGCAGAAAAAAAGAAAGGUGGGGUUGAUGCGUAUUGACGCCGCCAUGGAUUCCCUCUGUCCCAUGGGUUUCUCCAGAGAUUUGGUGCGUAAAACUGUAAACAAGCUCCUUAAGGCCUAUGGUGGAGAUCAAGGUUGGGUCUUCAUCGAGGAAGCAUCUUACAAGGUGGUUAUUGAUGCAAUCCUUGAAGAACAAGAGUCAAAAGAGAAGACUGAACUGGAAAACGCGCAUCCGAAGUUGUUGGAGUGUUCGUCAAUACAGGCUGAGUCUGUAGAACAAUCUCAAUCCCUUCAAGAUGAUUCUGAAUGCAUCAACCAAUCAAUAAUGCCGGAUGUCACUGGCCACUCUCAUACAUCACAGGCAAAAGUCACUGCAGAAGUUGCCUCUCUGGCCCAGCACAUUCACUCUGAGGCACCAAUGGAUAAUUCUCAUCACCCUCUUGAAGAUAUCCUUGAACACAAGGCCACUACAGAAAAUUGCAGGGGGGCACCGACUGUUGCUGAUGUUAAAUCUCCAGGAAUGUGUCCGAGACCCUCAAUGGAAUUGGGAUCCUCCUCUGUUGUAAGGAAGCGUAGACCCUGCUUUGGGUGGAUUAGUGACGAUGACAAUGAUGAGAGUGAUUUGGUGUAUCUAUUACCAGCCCCAUCAAAAGUUUAAAAAUCUUUAACAAGAUUCGGUUUACAAAGAUACUAUAGACAUGUUGACAUGGUUUAUGAUUUUGCUAAUUUUCUGUAGUUUGCUUUUAUUAUGCAUGUUAUGUGAUAAAUUCUCUAUUUCUCUGAUAGUGUGUCCAUAUUCUGAUCU